Caenorhabditis auriculariae is the source of this 900-nucleotide messenger RNA. The record is from the annotation of a GenBank genome assembly. Lineage: Eukaryota; Metazoa; Nematoda; Chromadorea; Rhabditida; Rhabditidae.
AUGCAAACAGGAGGUAUAUUCUGUGUACCACGACUUGAAAUUUCACGGAACGAUAUUCCGCUGUUCCCCUGCGUGCGGUCGCGAAGCGUCUUUCGCAUCCAGGUCACGCUUUCGAUUGAUUGCUAUUGCUGUGGGAGCACAUAAAAGUAGAGUACCUUGAGAAAGAAAAAAAAAAUUGAAAGCGCGACCAAGGUUCGCAAAAGCGCGCGACGGCACAGCGGAAUGUCGUUUGGUAAAAUUCCAAGUCGUGGUAGACAGGCCGUAUAAAACUAAGAUAGACGUUACGCAGCUAAAUAUUCAAGUUUGCAAAGAUUCAAGCACCCAAGAUUGGUGUAUGCACAAUCCACGCUCACGAAAAUUCGCGGACCAAUAUUUCUUCCUACAAUCCUUUUCUUCAGGCAAAACUGACGUUCUUCUUCAGAAGGAGCUGGGACUGUAAAAAAGUCGAGAAGCUGGGCACCGUGUUGAGGCAACUGAAGAAAGUAGAGGCUGGUGAGCCCUGGACGGAUGCCCAGUUGGCCAAGCUCCAACGCAAAAUGAGAAGAGGAUAUUGAAGUCCGUUUGUGCACUAAUAUGUUCCGUUGAACUUAAUUAAUGGAACGUCUUAAUUUUUUUUUCUUGGAAAUUCUGAAAAAUUUCUUGAAAUUUCGAUCCUUGCCAUAGUCGACUCUUCUUUACUUGAUAGUAGAUUGGUAAAUUGGCAAAAAAGACGACUUUUGUACUUUUUGAAUUUUUUUUUUCUCCCUGUUUGAUAAUUUACAAUAAACUGACUAGAGAAAAUAUUCACUUCUUUCAAAUUCCAGAAGCCACUUAUCGCCUACACAAGGAGGCAAGAAAAAAAAUUCAGCGUCGUCCGCGACGCCGAACUGUUCAACAUCCAGGAUCUCAUCCGACAAAUAA